ACUAUCAGUGAUCAGUUCAGUUUUUCUUCUUCGGUUUCCGUUUAUUACCGAUAAAAUAUUUUGAUGCAUUCAGUUUUCUUUGAUCUGCUAAAUUUUUGCUGCAUUAGUGUGAACCGCGGUUGAACAAAACGUGUGUAACUCAGUAACUGAACACAUUUUUCUCAACGAACAUGGUGGAACUGCACGAAGUGUCGGAGCCAACCGAUGGCAUCGUUCUGACACAGAACAAUGUGGCGGCCAAGAAUCGACAGCGGAAUUUCGGGACCGGCCGAUUAUUUAUCACCGAACAAUGCGUCUGCUGGAUUGCGGAUCCAUCCGCGGUGGGGAGCUCCGCGGGAAGCGCGCUGGAGGGUUCCUCGUCGCUCACGGGCUUCACGCUGUCCUACUACGAGAUCUCCCUGCACGCCAUCAGUAAGGAUCCCGGCUCGUUCCCCGAGGAAUGCAUCUACAUGCUGUUGGACGGUGUGGAGGGUGCGGACCCUGCGACGCACAGCGAUAUGGAUGGGAACGAUGACGAGGCGAUGGACGAGGAUGCGGAUGUGCACAUCGAGACUUCGAGUGAUGUGAAGGAGCUGUGCUUUGUUCCCGAAGAUAAAUCGACAUUGGAGGCUAUCUUCAACGCCAUGUCCACAUGUCAAGCCCUCCAUCCGGACGCGGAAGACGAGCAGUCGGACGAUGAAGGCGAGGCGGAUGAUGAUGAUGAAGCAGCCGCCGUGGAGCAGGGCGCCGGGGGUCUCCUCAACGCGGUGGUGCAUGAUGAAGAGUUCGAGGAUGAUGAGCCGGAAGACGGUAGCGGGGAUGCGCCGACGGCCAAUGGCGAGCAUUCCCUUAAUGCGCACCAUCGUGGAGAUGGUGACACGUAGCAGGCGGACCUGGUUCUCCUUGCCAACGUCAAUGCACGUUCCUUUCUCAAGUUAUUACACGAUUGCACUUUCCGAAUGGAGGCUUCGGUGUGGUCGGCCCACAUCCGCAACCUCUUGUCGGGUAGUUGUCUUUUGUCGGAAGAGGUGAUGGGAAAUUGUUGUUUACAAAAUAUGUCUGCACGACGUGAUGCGGAAGCUGUGAGAUCGAAUGAUAAGAAAACUAACUGAAGAUUGAAGAUAUCCUCAUGAUGUUGUUUUUAAAGGUUAACCACAAUACGAGUACAGAUUGUACAACGCGUGCUGUCUGGCAUGAUGUGUUUUAAAGGGUUUAUCGGCAAACAGGGAUUCUGCUGUAACGGAAUGAUUGAGUGUCGUAGAGCAUUUACCAGUAUUACCUAUUAAUGUAUCUGUACUUUGAAUAACCCAGUAGACACAUUUCUGUUUAUUUUAUUUAUGUGUGCACAGAUAGAUUCUGUUCUGUAAUUAUACUGGGUGCGUCAUCUCGAUCUGAAAAUGAGAGCCUGAUCAUUUAUGUUGGAUGGUUUGAAAAAAUUGGUUACCAAUCAUCAUGCU
This is a messenger RNA of Paramacrobiotus metropolitanus, 1436 nucleotides long. Its product is annotated as methylosome subunit pICln-like. Gene Ontology annotation, cellular component: cytosol; spliceosomal complex. The transcript is spliced from 5 exons. Gene Ontology annotation, biological process: mRNA cis splicing, via spliceosome. Lineage: Eukaryota; Metazoa; Tardigrada; Eutardigrada; Parachela; Macrobiotidae. The record is from RefSeq and is a predicted model, not a curated record. Bases 171 to 863 code for a protein of 230 amino acids.